AUGGAAAGAGGAAACCAAACAGGAACUGGAAACUUCAUCCUACUGGGAUUCACAGAUGACUCUGACCUGCAGUCCCUCCUUUUUGGUCUGCUCCUAUCCAUGUACCUGGUCACUGUGCUGGGGAACCUGCUCAUCAUCCUGGCCACCAUCUCAGACUCCUGCCUACACAUGCCCAUGUACACCUUCCUCUCCAACCUGUCCUUGGAUGACAUUGGUUUCACCUCCACCACCAUCCCCAAGGCUCUGAGGAACAUCCAGACGCAGAGCAGAGUUAUCACCUUUGCAGGCUGCAUCUCACAGAUUUAUUUUUUUAUUGUUGUGUUUGGAUGCCAGGACAAUAUGCUCCUGACAGUGAUGGCCUAUGACCGCUUUGUGGCCACCUGUCACCCCCUGCAUUACAUGGCCAUCAUGAACCCACGACUCUGUCUGAUCAUGACUCUGAGGUCCUGGUUGAUCAGUGUCCUGGGUGCCCUUCCAGAAUCCAUGACCAUCCUGAGGCAGUCAUUCUGCUCAAACAUGGAGAUACCUCAUUUUUUCUGUGAUCUUACUCAUGUUCUGAAGCUCACCUGCUCUGACACUCUCAUCAAUAACAUUGUGAUGCACUCAGUGACAAUUGUCCUCAGUGUUUUCCCUCUCACUGGCAUCCUCCUCUCCUAUUCUCAGAUUUUCUCCUCCAUCCUGACGAUCUCAUCGGACAGAGGCAAGUACAAAGCCUUUUCCACCUGUGGGUCUCACCUCUUGGUGAUCUCCUUGUUCUAUGGCACUGGCCUUGCAGUCAAACUCAGUUCUGUAGCCACACUGCCUUCAAGGAUAAGUGUGAUAGACUCAGUGAUGUACACCAUGGUCACCCCCAUGCUGAACGCUUUCAUCUAUAGUCUGAGGAACAGGGACAUCAAGGUGGCCCUGGGGAGAGUCCUCAGCAAGAUGGUGCCUCUCAGAGAGAGUAUGGAUGCAUGUCUCCUAUGA
Molecule: messenger RNA, 966 nt
Organism: Sciurus carolinensis (gray squirrel)
Lineage: Eukaryota; Metazoa; Chordata; Mammalia; Rodentia; Sciuridae
Product: olfactory receptor 7C2-like
Exons: 1
Coding region: 1-966 (321 amino acids)
Biological process (GO): G protein-coupled receptor signaling pathway
Cellular component (GO): membrane
Molecular function (GO): olfactory receptor activity; G protein-coupled receptor activity
Source: RefSeq, a predicted model, not a curated record